Molecule: messenger RNA, 3273 nt
Organism: Pestalotiopsis fici W106-1
Lineage: Eukaryota; Fungi; Ascomycota; Sordariomycetes; Amphisphaeriales; Sporocadaceae
Exons: 2
Coding region: 1-3273 (1090 amino acids)
Biological process (GO): sodium ion export across plasma membrane; potassium ion import across plasma membrane; intracellular sodium ion homeostasis
Cellular component (GO): membrane
Molecular function (GO): ATP binding; ATP hydrolysis activity; P-type sodium:potassium-exchanging transporter activity
Source: RefSeq, a predicted model, not a curated record
AUGGCGGACACAUCAAAUGCGAAUGACGACGACAACGAGCUUCGUAUCACCUUUCAGGAUGCCGACAGAAGCGGCGCAGACCGAGGGCGCCUUGCUCGCGGCACAGAUGGCGCAACUCGGACGCGGUCAAUGAGUCGAGCCUCGAGCCGCAGCUCUCGGAGCCGUAUACCUGCCACAUCUCCCUACUCUGGUGUUCAGAUCGAGUACCGUACCCUUUCGAUCAACGUCUCCGAGUCUCGCCAUCACGAGCCCGAUAGUUCUGAUGAUCUCAAGAACUCAAAGAAGGAGGCCGAGAAUUACUUUGCCAAUCUCACCUACCAUGAACUCGACAAGGACCAGGUCUGCCAGCAACUUAAUGUGGCAGCCAACCAAGGUCUUUCCGACAAUGCUGCCAACACGAGACUCCAGCGCGACGGCAAGAACAAUCUACCGCAACCCAGAGUCAACUACUUCAAGAAGCUGUUCUUUUACGUCUUUGGAGGAUUUUGUUCUAUACUAUGGGUUGGAGUCAUUAUCUUCUUCAUUUGCUGGCAACCACUCAGCAACCCUCCUUCUGCAACGAAUCUUGCAUUGGCAAUCCUCGUCUUGAUCGUCAUCAUGCUCCAGGCUGCCUUCAAUGCAUUCCAGGACUGGUCUACUUCGCGCACCAUGAAGUCCAUUGUGGACCUGUUGCCGUCCGAGACUCGUGUUCUCCGCGAGGGUAAAGUGAUUAGCCUACCAGCUACUGAGCUCGUUGCUGGAGAUAUUGUACAGCUUUCUGUCGGCAACAAGGUCCCAGCUGAUCUUCGACUGUUGGAUCACUCUGGCGAUAUACGUUUUGACCGCUCCAUGCUCACGGGCGAGCCAGAAGAGAUUGAGGGCGCCAUCAAUUGUACCGACCCAAACUUCCUGGAAAGUCGAAACAUUGCCUUGAUGGGCACCAUGGUCGUCAACGGUAGCGGAACUGGCAUAGUCGUGCUCACUGGCAAUCGCUCCGUCAUGGGGCGCAUUGCACAAGGCAUGGCCGACGCCAAGGAAGUCCCUACGCUUAUCCAGAAAGAGAUCUGGCGAUUCGUGAGAAUUAUUGUGGUUUUCACGGUUAUUCUCGCACUCUUGAUUGCACUCACCUGGACAUUUUGGUUGCGCCGAGAUCAUCCUUCGUACAUGAAUGUUGUGGCCAUGUUGAACAAUGUCAUGGGCUGUGUUGUGGCGUUUAUCCCCGAAGGCAUGCCUAUUGCCGUGUCGCUGACGCUAAUGAUGGUGGCCCGGCGCAUGAAGGCGAGCAACAUUCUACCCAAGGGCUUAUCGACAGUCGAGACUCUGGGUUGUGUCAAUGUCAUAUGCUCGGACAAGACUGGUACCCUUACCCAGAACGUAAUGUCUGUUGCGUCAGUGGCUUUCGCAGAUGUCAAGUUGUCUCCCGAGCAAGUUCAAGACGCGCUGGUGGGAGACAAUGUGCCAGAGCACCUGAUGAAGCUUUACGAAGCGGCGUCUCUCUGCAAUGAUGCCGCAUUUGACCCCACGACACAGCACCUCCCCUCAGCUGAACGAAAGGUUCAAGGUAACGCAACAGAUGCUGCACUCUUACGCUUCACCAGUUCCGUACAGAAUCAGACUCCCAACUCUAGCCGAAAGGUCUUCCAGAUACCAUUCAACUCAAAGAACAAGUGGAUGUUGACCAUGCUUGAUAAUGUCCAGGCUCAAGAUGCAGGCCGUAGUGCACAUCAAGUGUAUAUCAAGGGCGCCCCAGACGUGCUCCUCGCAGCAUGUACCAGAUAUUGGUCAGUGAAGAGCGGCUCCAUUGAGUGUCUCGACGAUGCAGCUCGCAACUCGAUCAAGACUUCCCAGGAUGAGCUUUCCAAUAACGCGGAAAGAGUCAUUAUGUUGUGUGGAAAGAUCAUGACACCAAUUCACGCACCUGGCACAAAUGAUUUUAGUGACCAUGUGGCUGCCACUGCGCUGCAGGACCUAGUCAUCAUUGGAAUCCUUGGCAUUAUCGACCCACCACGGCCUGAGACGAUGAGGACGGUCCUGGAGUGUCGCAGGGCUGGUGCUCGCUUUUUCAUGGUCACUGGUGAUUACGGUCUUACUGCUGCGGCUAUUGCUCGGAGAAUCGGUAUCUUUGCGCCCGACGCCAAUGUCGAUGAUCUCCAGUCGCUUCGGGCUGAUUCACCGCUGCCAUCGACGGAGCUGCGGGAGAAGAGACUGGCAGGCGAAGGUCGAAGUCUCAUGAUUGAAGGAAAAGAUAUCUCCACCUUGAAUGACGACGACUGGAAUGCUGUAUGCGAGUACGAGGAGAUUGUAUUUGCGCGCACUACGCCGGAGCAAAAGCUUCGGAUUGUGAACGAAUUUCGGGACCGAGACAACGUCGUCGCAGUAACCGGUGAUGGUGUCAAUGAUGCUCCUGCAUUGCGAGCGGCAGAUGUUGGCGUCGCCGUCAUCACUGGUAGUGAUGUUGCCAUCGAGGCGGCGGAUCUAAUUCUCAUGGACAAGUUUGACUCCAUCAUUGACGCGAUUCGACUCGGUCGUCUUGUUUUCCAGAAUUUACAAAAGGUCAUUUCGUAUCUGCUACCAGCAGGAAGUUGGUCUGAAAUCUGGCCCGUUCUUGCCAAUGUCUUCUUUGGCGUGCCACUGCCCUUGUCCUCCUUCCUCAUGAUUAUCAUUUGCGUCUUCACCGACCUGUUUCUGUCUCUUUCAAUCAUCAUGGAGAAAGCAGAAUUCGACCUUCUCUCGCUACCGCCCCGCAAUCACAAGCGCGAUCACCUCAUUACGGCCAAGAUCUAUAUCCAGGCAUAUUUGUUUACUGGCUUCAUGGAGACCUGCAUCGCACAUUCCAUGUUCUUCUUGUACUUCUGGAAAUACGCUGGACUGCCGGUGAGCGAGCUCUUCUUUCUUUUUGAAGGGUACUCGGAGGGCUUUCAUGGCUAUACCCAGGCUGAGCUCACCAACUUUAAUAAUGUUGGCCAAUGCGUGUACUUUGUCACUCUGGUCAUCCUGCAAUGGGGCAAUAUCCUUGCCGUCCGAAAUCGCCGCUUGAGUUUGGUGCAGGCCGACCCAGUCACCAAGAAGAGGCGAAACCCUUGGUUGAUUCUAUCCAUACUCAUUAGUCUAGCGAUUGCCAUUUUUGUUACCGAGGUUCCCGGCAUCCAGAAUUUGUUCGGUACUGCUUCUGUGCCUAUUGAGUUUUGGUUCAUUCCAAUUCCUUUGGCGGUGGCGAUCUUGAUGAUGGAUGAAAUCAGGAAGCUACUGGUUAGGGUCUUCCCCAAAGGACCGAUCGCCAGGAUUGCAUGGUAG